Molecule: messenger RNA, 1404 nt
Organism: Gregarina niphandrodes
Lineage: Eukaryota; Apicomplexa; Conoidasida; Eugregarinorida; Gregarinidae
Product: putative transmembrane protein
Exons: 1
Coding region: 1-1404 (467 amino acids)
Source: RefSeq, a predicted model, not a curated record
AUGACGCACAUGAAUUUGGUGUUGACGGUGAUGACUCCGAUUACGAUGGUGUUACACCUGAACGCGGCGGGGUCGUGGUUGACAGCCGCGCUGUUGAUGAUGAAUGUGGUGGCGAUAAUCGGUGAGCUAGGUCGCUGGGGGGAGGGGGGAGUGCGACGGAGCUUUGUGUGGACGGUUGCGGACGGGCUAGUGUUAUUGUGUGCUUGUGCUUGUUUAUUGUUGAACUAUUCGUCUUCGUCGAGCGAUAGUAGUUUGGCGGGCCGAUUGGGUGAGAUUUCCAUCUCGAUGGUAUGCGUGCAUUACAGUUGCCACCCAACUUGGUCAGGACCAGGGUUGAGCAAGGCGAUCGGGAUUGGGCUGACCUGCACGGCGGCCUAUCGCGCAAUCCGCACCUUUCUCACCUCCCGCUGGCUCCACUCCGACCCCGUCAGUCGCUCGGGCGUUCGACCCGACCGAUGCGCCUGCGUCUCCAUCGACUGCAUCUGGGCCAUCUCGCAAUGCUCCCCGCGACUGCUGCACUACGUCAACUCCGAGUUCCUCCUUCUCAAACACCGCGCACACUGCCUACAACUCGACAUCGUCGCCAUGACCCAAAUGCAAACAGAUCCAGAAGACCUUGGACAUCCCCAAAGCACCCGGAGGAAACGAACACCCUUUCGCCUGCUCACCACCAUCAUUAACAAAGACGCACACAAAUGGACCCGACUUCGCUGGCACCACGACCGCGGGGACCACCGCAACGAGGACCACCGCAACGAGGACCACCGUAGUGGAGACUACCGUAGUGGAGACUACCGUAGUGGGUAUCGCGACGGAAACAACCGCGAUGGCUACGGAAUUAGGGAAGAAGGGACAAGUCAUCGGGAACAUCAUCGGCCAGGACAAGUCAGCUUACAAACAAGCUGUAUGGGCAAAGCUUCGGUGUUUGGCAGAGCGGCGGCCCUCGGGAAAGCUGCAGUGCGGGGCAGGACCCCGGAACACGCAGACUACGUCCAAACUUGCAGCAGCGAGGGCAGUGCAGGACCAACGGGUGUCCGACGUCAAGAUGGCCGGUACGAGCAAAAGCGGGUGAGCAUCCUCGCCAGCAACGGGUCCACCACCACCACUGCAGCGCCCCCGAACGAAAACGAAGAGGAGCUGCGCAUGGGUUCGAAACUGGUCACGCCCAAACGCCAUUGCCGGCUAGCCUCGCACCGUCAGUUCACCAGCGGCGCCACUCUGCUCUCCGUCAUGAAACAGUGUCUACAACGGCACGCAACUUCCUUCACCGGCGGCGCCCGCAUGCGCAUCGAACUCAGCGCGGACCAAGAGGUUCACGCCCAAGUCAUAGCCCUAAUUCCUAACAUAAAAGAAUAUUUACACCUAAUCAGCAAAGUCAGAGGCAAAAUCACCCUAGCGGAGUAA